AUGUCAUCAAUGCAUCAACUGCUCUUUGUAAUUACGAUUCCUAUCAUUUGUAAUCCUUUCAAAUUUCAUAUAAACCUUCAUUUCACAAAGCCAAAAAUGAUGAAAAAGCACUGUGUCUUGCCUUUCUCACUAGCACUGGUAGUUUCAAUUUUGUUUUUCACCACCGCUUUAGCCCAGUUAUCACCAGCUGCUUCCCCUCUAAAACCACCCCAAGCUACCCCUACAGCCCCAGCUGCAGCUCCUAAACCAUUGGUUCCCUCACUGCCAGAGUCUCCAAGUGAUGCCACCCCUGACACUCCAGCUGUUGACAUUGUUGGAAUCCUGAGGCAGGCCAAGUCAUUCAACAUCCUUAUCCGCCUCAUGAAAACCACCCAAUUGAUCAACCAACUCAAUGCUCAACUCCUCACUACUAAAUCAGGUGGCAUCACCAUUCUUGCGCCUGAUGACAGUGCCUUCUCUGAACUCAAAGCAGGCUUCCUCAACUCUCUUUCCGAUGGACAAAAGCUCGAGCUCUUACAGUUCCAUGUUCUUUCAGACUAUGUGUCUAGCUCCAACUUCGAUACUCUAACCAACCCUGUGAGAACACUUGCAGGGGCUAAACCUGGAAAGGUGGAACUGAAUGUGAUAAGUUAUGGAGGGAGUGUAAAUAUCUCAACGGGUGAGGUUAACACCACCAUCACUGGCAUCGUAUAUACAGAUAAGCAUCUUGCUAUUUACAAGGUGGGGAAGGUGCUUCUUCCUAUGGACUUCUUUGCUGUUGCUAAGGCACCAGUAAAGGCACCCUCUUUGGCUCCAGAACCAUCUGCAAAAGCUCCCAAAGCGGAUAAGGAGAAGUCACUUUCUCCAGAUUCCUCAGAUUCAUCUGAGAUUAAUUCCACAAACGCGAACUCUGGCACUGUGAAAAUCAAUAUACUUGGAAAGUGGGUGUCUCUUGUUCUUGGACUAGCCCUUGUGACUGCAUUGUCUGCGUAA
This is a messenger RNA of Sphenostylis stenocarpa, 972 nucleotides long. NCBI's taxonomy places the organism in Eukaryota, Viridiplantae, Streptophyta, Magnoliopsida, Fabales, Fabaceae. The record is from the annotation of a GenBank genome assembly.